CAUUGAGAACGGGAUGGAGGAAACAAAUGGAAUUCGCUUGAAGCGCACCAAAAAGUCGCACAAAGAAUUCACAAUCGAAAUCAGUUUCAAAUACGCUGCGUUCAACAACAGUACAUAAUCAACAUAAAGCGCAGAUUUAAAAUCGAAAUUUGAAAUUUUUAGAAAACAACAACAAAAACAACGUAUCAAAUUCACAAUUUAAUUUAAAAGAUUUAUUUAAUUACAACAGCAACUAAAAAGUUCAUUGUAUUUAAAACGUCAAAUUGUUGGUGCUGUUAUUUACUCACUUCACUUGUUGUUGUUACAUAGUAUACAAUGAAGAAGCAUUGAUAAGCACAAGAGCAAUAACACGAGACCAACAAACCUCAUCCUGCGUCAGCAGCAUCAACAGCGACCGCAACAGCGUGAGCGAUUUUGAUGUAAAAAUAGCAUCUUACACCAGAACAGCAAAAUUACAAAAAAAAAAAAAAAACAACAACAAACACGCAUACCGAAAAUAGAAACUGUUAUCAUUGUAAUUAGUUUCGUAUUCAAAUAAUAAUUAAUCUAAUUUUUUUUUUUGUUUUAAAUUGACUAAAAGUCAAGGCGCACGAGAUGAGACAUCAUAACUGUAAUACACUCAUUAAACUCUCGACUGCCCUCACAAUUGUGGCAUACAUUGUAACAACCACGUACGCCAUUUCGAGCACAUGGGGCAACAUUUCGAAUUCGGCGCAAUUGUUGCAUGUGGAGAAUGUUUUUAAUGCGUCAUCGCCUGGAAAAUAUGUGAAUCGUGAAAUUAAAUUUCCGAAAAAUGGCAUUGGCAAUGGACGCAUUAUCACCGGCAUACGCGCCUUUGAUCAGGUGACAAAUGGCACUGGUGGCCAUGCCACCAUCUAUUCCGGUGGGCCAGGCUUCAAUAAUGUCACCAUCAAGCUGCAGUCACAAUAUAAUUAUGGUUUAAUAUUUCGCGUGGAAAUCUAUGGCAAAUAAUCUAUAGCAGAAUAUUAUAACAAUUCUUCAAAAAUUUCCAAAAAUACUUAUUUUAUUUAGUAAUAAUUAUUUUUUUUUUAUUUAGUUUAUUUUUUCUUUUUUUGUAAUUUUUAGUUAGGGUACUUACUUUCUAAAACUAAGCAAAAGAAAUUAAACACACAAGCACUUAAGUA
Messenger RNA from Ceratitis capitata (Mediterranean fruit fly), 1145 nucleotides. Its product is annotated as probable salivary secreted peptide. The record is from RefSeq and is a predicted model, not a curated record. The coding region runs from base 595 to 972 and encodes 125 amino acids. NCBI's taxonomy places the organism in Eukaryota, Metazoa, Arthropoda, Insecta, Diptera, Tephritidae. The transcript has 2 exons.